This is a messenger RNA of Aspergillus wentii DTO 134E9, 813 nucleotides long. RefSeq lists its product as uncharacterized. Bases 112 to 570 code for a protein of 152 amino acids. NCBI's taxonomy places the organism in Eukaryota, Fungi, Ascomycota, Eurotiomycetes, Eurotiales, Aspergillaceae. The record is from RefSeq and is a predicted model, not a curated record. The transcript has a single exon.
GGCUGAUGAGCUGGCAUUGUGGUUUCCGGGGCCCGCUUUCGGUCUUUUGUGUGGCCCCAACUGGCUCAACGUCGACGCAUUCACCCUUCAAUUCGUCACUCUUGCUCUCCUAUGGGGCCUUUUGUCUUCUGUCUCUCCGCUUUUGGGCAACGAGACCGUCCAUUCAUCGUUCAUUCCAGAAGGAAGUUCCUCCAUCCCACUUUGGAGAUGCCCCUCAGGGCCAAUGCCCUUUUUUCUUUUUUUCUUUUUUUCUCUUCAUACCCGACAGUGAACAUCGUUUGCUGGCCAGGGCGGAAAAAAAAUGUCAAGCAAAGAAAUGAGAGGGGCUCUGAGUUGUCCAACCUCUCGGAACUGGCACCUCUGCUUGUGUACCACAUCUUGCUUCCUCUGAUACCUUUACCCUCUUGCUUGUCACCAUAUAGAUCUGGUUUCUGUGGGGACAGCUGGUCCCUUUGCCCUGGUCUUCUGGCGUUUCUUCAAGGGUAUACCUUUGGUCGGCGUGCGCCGGGCCGUUCCAGCUUGCAGCCUCAAAAUGAUCCGCAUGUUCUCCAUGCAACCUAUGUUCCUUGAGUGGAGGGUAAGGGAGGGGGGAAAUUUGCUGACGCUGUGCCAUGUCCACAGUAACAUGCAUAAGCCUGUCUGUUAGGUUUGAUGGUUAGGCUCCAUGUUUGUCACGCCAAAACAGUCUUGCUUGCACACAGAAAAAACGCUUUGGGGUUAAGUGAUGGCCCACAGUUUAUAUGACUCCCCGCUUCCCAUAUCCAUCAAAGCCGUUUCGAGGGGAAGAAACAGGACAAAAAUUUUGUUCAAUUG